AUGGCGGCUUAUAUGCAUGUCAGCAGUCCGACAGGGGUUGUCGGCAUCCUUACCGGCCUGCUCGUCCUGUACGCGGUAUCUCGCUGCGUCUACAACCUCUACUUCCAUCCGCUUCGUAACUACCCGGGCCCUUUCCUCCACCGAGUAACACGCCUGGCCUGGGUAUGGCGCCUGCUGCGCGGCACCAUGUCCUUCGACGUCCUGGAGUUCCAUAACAAGUACGGGCCCGUCGUGCGUGUCGCUCCGGACGAGCUCGCGUUCCUCGAUGCCCAGGGCUGGUCCGACAUCUACGGCCACCGGACCGGGAGCAAGGCGGGCACCGAGGAGCUGUCCAAAGCGCUGGUCUUCUAUCUCCCCAAGGGCCAGGCCCCGGCCAUCACCACCGAGAACCGUGAAAAUCACACUGUGCUCCGGCGGCUCAUGUCGCACGGCUUCAGCGAGCGCAGUAUGCGGGAGCAGGAACCCAUCAUCGGCGGGUAUGUCGAUCUUCUGAUCCAGCGAAUGCGGGAGAGGUGUGUCGAAUCGGACGCAUACAGCGACGAGCCUCUGGCAGGAGAUGCCGAGAAGCAAGGCCGACCCAAGGCCAUCGACUUGCGACAGUGGUACAAUUUCACGACGUUUGAUAUCAUUGGCGAUCUUGCGUUUGGCGAGCCCUUUGGGAUGCUCGAGAACGCUCGCUAUGACUCGUGGGUCGAGCUCAUCACCGAGACCAUGAGAACACUCGUUGUAUUGGCCGGGUUCAGGUACCUGGGCCUCGAAACGGUGCUCGCUCCUUUCCUUUGGUUCGUUCAAAGGUCCCGCAGGGAACACCUCCACAGGGUGAAAGAAAAGCUCGAGCGUCGCAUGGCCUUGGAUGUCGAAAGGCCUGACUUCAUCGAGGGUCUGCUCAAGAAGAAGGAUGAAUGGAACCUCAGCCUCGACCGUCUCCAAUCCAACGCCAACACGCUCAUCGUAGCCGGCUCCGAGACAACGGCCACUCUACUAACGGGCGUCACGUACCUCCUCCUCUCGCACCCCGAAGCGCUGAAGAAGGUCACCGCGGAAGUCCGGACCGCGUUCGCAGCGGAGGAGGACAUCACGCUGACUUCGGUGGGCAAGCUGACCUACAUGCUGGCGUGCCUCAACGAGGCCAUGCGGUGCUACCCACCCGUGCCCAUAGGCCUGCCGCGCGUGGUCGGCCGGGGCGGAACCACCAUUGCCGGACACGAGGUACCAGAGAAGACCUAUGUCGCGUGCUGGCAAUAUGCGCAGUACCACUCCACCGCGAACUGGACCGAGCCCUUCGAGUACAAGCCCGAGCGCUUCCUGGAGGGGUCCAAGAAUCCGGCUGACCGCCACGACACGCUGCAGCCAUUCUCCGUGGGUCCGAGGAACUGCAUCGGCCGCAAGUACGUUUCGGGCCAUCACCCCUGCCUUUCAAUACCCAUCGAGGAACGAGUUACUAACCUGUUCCCUAGUCUGGCCUACGCUGAGAUGCGGCUCAUUCUGGCCAAGAUCCUGUACAACUUCGACAUGAGGCUGGCCGAUCCAAACUUCAACUGGCUAGACCAAAAGGCCUACCUCCUUUGGAAUAAGCCCGCGCUCAAUGUAUAUCUGACUCCUGUGCGGUAA
Thyridium curvatum is the source of this 1611-nucleotide messenger RNA. RefSeq lists its product as uncharacterized. The transcript is spliced from 4 exons. Gene Ontology annotation, molecular function: monooxygenase activity; heme binding; iron ion binding. Bases 1 to 1611 code for a protein of 536 amino acids. NCBI's taxonomy places the organism in Eukaryota, Fungi, Ascomycota, Sordariomycetes, Thyridiales, Thyridiaceae. The record is from RefSeq and is a predicted model, not a curated record.